GCUAGCUGGGGCAAUGACGGACCUUUAACAGAGAGACUAAUUGUACGGGACGACGACGGAUCUUCAUUUCGAAGCGGAGCUACUAUUGGUGUCACUCUCCCUCACCGGAGAUUUGAAUGAGCUGUAGCCCAAAAUGCCUCUAAAUGAUGAGAGACCCUCCACCAGCAAGGACCAAGGCAGUGAUGUGGAGUCAUCAUCAGAGCGCAGCGACAGCAUGACGUCGACCAGCGACCUGGACUGUUCUCGUGAAAGCUUCACUAGCGACUCCUCCAGCAAACACUGCACUCCCUCCUCAAGCCCACCAAAAAUCUUAACCUUUGACGAAGUCAUGAAGUCUGCCAGAGACCUGUCCAGUCUCAUGAUUGCCCAUGAGAUCACAGUGAACCGCAACUUCCAUUUGGAGCCACACAGCCCACCUCAGGACAGUAUCUGGAAGAUCGUUAGAGAUAAUGUCCACAAGGCCUUCUGGGACAUCCUGGAGUCUGAGCUAAACGACGACCCACCUGAGUACGGACAAGCCAUCAGAUUAUUGGAGGAGAUCAGAGAGAUCUUGCUAUCAUUCCUUAACUCGGGUGCCAAUCGGAUGAGGACCCAAAUCAUGGAGGUGCUGGACAUGGACCUGAUUCGUCAGCAGGCUGACAACGAUGCUGUGGACAUCCAGGGGCUUGCCUCUUACAUUAUCACCACCAUGGGGAAGUUGUGUGUACCAGCUAGGGAUGAUGAAAUCAAGAAGCUCCACGAUAACACAGAUAACAUAGUGACACUGUUCAGGGAGAUCUUCCGUGUGCUGGACCUGAUGAAGGCAGACAUAGUCAACUUUACAAUAGAUAAUCUGAGGCUUGUGCUGCAGAGCCAUGGUGUCGAAUAUGAGAGGGCACAGUUUCAAAGCAUCCUGGACAAAACACCCAGUGCUUUGGACCACACCACCUCAUGGAUCAAGUCAGCACUGGAGGAGCUGCAGACUAAAGGUCAGGGGACAGGACAGCGAGUGCUGCCAGGGCCCUUUCAGAUUCUCAACACUGCCUUCCUCGGUAUCCUUAUGUGGGACUGCAAUCAAAGCCCACUGCCUGAGACCUGGAUGACGGAUGAGACACGUCUGCGAGAGAUUCAGCAGCAGCUCCGGCAGGGCCAGAUGGUGAACGAGGUGCUGCUCAUUGUCUACAGAACCGUUGGAGGGCCCAUCCAGGAUCUGCCCUCCCUGUCUGACCGUCUGAAGAGGAUGACCAGUGUGCUCCUGGAUGGGAUGCACAGCCCGGGCUUUAACCUAGAAGAGGCACUAGAGGCCAUCAGUGCUCAGAUCUGCUGCGAGCUCAACAAGUCUCUAACAGAGAGGAACUACCCUGCACUGACCCCAGCACUGCAAGCCACCCUUAGAGGCCAGAUCUGCAGCAUCACUCAGAAGGACAAUCCCAUCCGCACUCUCGUUGAGGAUCGUGUGCAGCAGUACUUCAUGGCUCUCAUCUGUGAUCCUAAGUCCCAGGUCGAACUUGUACCUGUGCCAGCCGGCCUGACUGCAAUCAAACCUGAACUAGCAUUGAUGGGAGCAAAGUUCAUCUCCCUGGUCAAGUACAACAAGGCUGUCUAUGCACCUUUCUACACGGAUAUCAUCAGGAAGCUGUUGUUCAGCAACAACCCACCAGCAGCAAACCCUCCUCAGGACACAGCUCACGAAUCUGUCCCCUCCAGUUAAAACCAAACUUUGGCUCAUGCAGUCUAAGGAGUCUUUUUGUUUCUCUGUAUGGCUAAAGCUAAGGAGGUACUACAGUAGCUAGGUUUUACUACUGUUUGCUUGGGCAGUGUGCUCCAAUAGUGGGAGCUGCCUUCAGCAUAUUAUAAAUGUAGUUUUUAUCACUACAUUUUGCAGUGAGGGCACUGUAGUGUAGGUAUCAUGUGGUCGACAUUUAAUGUGACCUUCGUUCUUUGUGUCAAAUGCUCUAAAAUAUCCUUUCCUGUGAACAUUUACAGCUUCAAACCGGAAACACCAGUGUUACAACGAUCAAUUUCUGAACCCAGUAGUGAUCCCUGUAUUGUAAAUUUGUCUGCAGUCAAACUGGUAUUGUGAAGGGAGACCAUGGAGGAAAAGGGCAAAAGGACAGUGUGUUUAAAGCAUACAGUAAGCUUUAAGAAGCAAAGAGGAAGAAGCUUAUAUAUUUAGAACAAUAGCAGAGUAGCAGAUAUUCUUUACAUUUAACAAGCUAUUUAUCACAGGUAACUAUAUAGUAUGACUGCAAAUAACUAUGACCAUCUUGUUACUGUAAAACAUGAUAUCCCUUUUUUGGUGGGAUUAGUCCUUUUGAUUGUUUUCCUUGUAACUUUUAUCAGCCAGAGAACUAAACUCUAUGUAUUCUGUUUAAUCCACUGAUAGUACUAUACAGCAAAAAAUAGAAGAAAUUUAAAAAAAAAAAUUGGGAUUUUGAUUUUACAAAGAAAGAAAAAAGUUUUCUGCAUGAGUAUCUUUGUAUUAGGGUUAAGUCUUUCAGUCAUUAGCUUUUACUUAAGUAAUUUCUUAGAGUAUUUGUCACAUGUGGUAUGUUCUAUACUUUCACUUACUCUCUGCAAGCCUAAUACUUGUUAUAUUGAUUUAGUUGCUAUGUUCAUUACAUUUUGAGCUACUGUUCUCUGUGUUGGCUGAACCUGUGUGGAAAAUGAAAGGUGCUGAACUCAAAAGUGUGUCCCACAUUUCCAGCGGACCCAAUCAUGCACAAAAAAAGCAAUUAUUUACAUGAAAGUUUACAUGAAAAUGUAUGAAAACGCUGUUAUUUUCUUGUGUACCACAGUUAAUAUAAUAAAAAGAAAAUUGA
Messenger RNA from Chelmon rostratus (copperband butterflyfish), 2801 nucleotides. RefSeq names its product t-complex 11, testis-specific-like 2 (gene tcp11l2). NCBI's taxonomy places the organism in Eukaryota, Metazoa, Chordata, Actinopteri, Chaetodontiformes, Chaetodontidae. Gene Ontology annotation, biological process: signal transduction. The transcript is spliced from 10 exons. The record is from RefSeq and is a predicted model, not a curated record. The coding region runs from base 134 to 1690 and encodes 518 amino acids.